Lotus japonicus is the source of this 2189-nucleotide messenger RNA. RefSeq lists its product as uncharacterized. The record is from RefSeq and is a predicted model, not a curated record. The transcript is spliced from 3 exons. NCBI's taxonomy places the organism in Eukaryota, Viridiplantae, Streptophyta, Magnoliopsida, Fabales, Fabaceae. The coding region runs from base 317 to 1885 and encodes 522 amino acids.
AAGGAGAGAUUAAACAACAUAAAUGUUUAAAUUAAAAACAUAGAAAUUUAAAAGAAAAAUAUUAAAAAUAUAAAUGACCUGGAAACCUACAACAGAAGAUAAAAAUGACAUUUGUGCAAUCUUAUACAAAAAUUUUCUUGUGUACACUAAAUGAACCCUAAGACAAAUUCCCUUAAAAGAAAAAGAAAAACGUUAAGACAAGUCUCUCCACUCCUCAGUUUCAAAAAAAAAAAAAAGUCUCUCCACUCCACAAGUUUCUAUAUCUUACCCAUAACUCUUUAUUUCUCUCUGCAUCAACCUCAAGCUAGCACCGUCCAUGGCGUCUGGACCAUCCGGCCUCAGCAACUGCAGUUCCAAGGGAUUUGAUUUUCGCUCCGAUGAUGUUCUCUGUUCAUACGAGGAUUUUACCGAGCAGGAUUCUUCUAAUGGCAAUAACAUCGAUCCCAGUAAGGAUUUUCACAUAUCAAGGAUGACAAAAGCAGCAGCAUUGCCUGCUACUGCCUAUGGCUCACCUGAAGGUUCUUUAGGCCAAGAUGUGAUUGCAACAGUUGAGAAGAGUAUAAAAACAUAUUCUGACAACCUUAUGAGGUUUCUUGAGGGAAUUGGUUCAAGGCUAUCACAGUUGGAAUUAUAUUGUUAUAAUCUUGACAAAUCAAUUGGGGAAAUGCGAUCUGAUUUGAACAGUGACCAUGAGGAGGCAGAUUCAAAACUCAAAUCUAUUGAGAAACACGUUCAGGAAGUACAUAGGUCUGUACAAAUUUUAAAAGACAAGCAAGAGCUAGCUGACGCUCAGAAAGAAUUAGCCAAGCUUCAACUUGUACAGAAAGAAUCCUCUCCAAGCCGUCGACAGUCCUAUGAGGGGAGAUCUUCACCUUCUGCCACGGAUCAGAAAAGAACUGAUAAUGCAUCUGACACGAACAACCAGCAGUUAGCUCUUGCACUCCCUCAUCAAGUUGCCUUCCAGCACCAACCAGUGACAGCCCCCUCUCAAGCUCCAGCCUCAAAUGUGACCCAAGCCACGCAACAACUCAGUUAUUACAUGUUGCCCGCCUCUUUGCCCAAUCCACCAGCCAUGACCCACUUUCCCCAGAAUCAGUAUCUGUCUUCUGAUCCGCGGUACCAGAAUCCACAACCAACAUCAUCUCAGGUAACCAUGUCCCCGCCUGUACAACAGUUUUCUCAGUAUCAGCAGCAGCCACAGCAACAGCAUUGGCCUCAACAAUCACCUCAGGAGGUUGCACCUCCGCAACCACCCUCAAUGCAGUUUCAAAUGAGACCCUCAUCAACUAAUACUUACACUCCAUAUCCUACAAGCCAAGCUGCAAAUCCACCUCCCAAAGAAACACUGCCUAAUAGCUUGCCAAUGCAAAUGCAAUAUUCAGGGAUUCCACCCUCAGGAUCCGGCCGCGGUGCUGCCACGCCUUAUGGAUAUAAUGGCACCGGUAGGAGUACAGUUGCACAGCAACCUCCGCCCCAGCAAAUCAAGAGCUCUUUUCCAGCACAACCAGGGGAUAUGUAUGGAACCCAUGCCACGCCUCCUCCUGCUAGUUCAUACAUGACGUAUGAUUCUGACGGUGGCAGAGCACAUUAUACAGCCCAACAUUCUUCUCAUUAUGCUCAAGCUGGAUACCCUCCCACAAGUGCUUCCCUUCAGAACCCUGCACCCCAUAAUCUCAUGGUCCGGAAUCCUAGCCAGCCGCCGCAAUUCACACGGAGCCAUCCCUACAAUGAUCUGAUUGAAAAGUUGGUGAACAUGGGAUUCAGAGGCGAUCAUGUAGGAAGUGUUAUCCAGAGGAUGGAGGAAACAGGGCAGCCUGUAGAUUUUAACUCGUUACUUGACCGUUUGAAUGUACUUAGUUCAGUAGGUCCCCAGAGGGGAUGGUAAGGUAAGGGUAAAGAACUUAUACUGCUUGUACCCUUUGAACAAUAUGCUUUUCGGCAUGUCGGGUUUGAACGAUGUUGUCCAGCAUGUCCUGUAGGAAUAUUUUUGUCCAGGACCUGGAUGUUCAGUUCAAAGUUCAAACCCUCUAAUCAAUGCGUGUUUUAGUAUGCAUGGAAUAAACGUUUUGUUUUUUGUUUUUGUUUGAAACUAUCCAUGGAAUAAACAUUGAUGUAAUGUGGAUGGUGUUAUAGUAUACUCCUUAUUUUAGAUAUGAGGAUGAUUUAUGUAAGAUUUAUAUUUGCUUUGC